GUCACACUAGUGACGUGUAGCACUUUAUUAUUUGUUGUUAUUUCAUAAAUAUUACGCUCAAAUAGUGUCUAAAUUCAACUGCAAUGUCUCAGUUUGGUGGACCAAAUGACUUCUAUGGCUCUGCAGAUGCCAGCUACAACUUUGAUAUGCCGGAAUUUGGACAGGAGCUCAAUUUCCAAACCUUUGACAACACACAGGCACAAGUGCCGCCCAACUAUGAUGCUCCCUAUGCGAAUCCGCCUGCCCAAGGUCUGGGUGGCUUCUACGAUCCCACAGCAUAUACGGAAAACAGCUUUGGACAGGAUCAGUCGAGCAAAGCAGGUGGUGCUGCUGGCACCGGCAAUGAAUUCGAUGACGAACCGCCGUUACUCGAAGAAUUGGGCAUCAAUCCGAAUCACAUAUUCCAAAAGACCCUGGCCGUGCUUAAUCCAUUGCGCGGCACUGAACAGCAAAUACUCCAGGACACAGACAUGGCCGGUCCACUGGUCUUCUGCCUCACACUUGGCGGCUUCCUGCUACUGAGCGGCAAGGUAACCUUCUCGUACAUCUAUGGAAUUGGCGUGAUGGGCUGCAUCUUCUUCUAUUGUCUGCUGUCGCUGAUGGUCACACGGUCGCAGGUGACCUUUGGGGCGGUGGCCUCCGUGCUGGGCUAUUGUCUGCUGCCCAUGGUCGUGCUCUCAGGCAUCAACAUUUUAAUCACCAUUCAGGGCACACUCGGCCUAAUUGUGAGCGGCAUCUCCAUAUUCUGGUGUGCCAUAUCGGCCUCGAAACUGUUCGCCACAGCGUUCUCCAUGGACCAUCAACAGAUGCUGAUUGCCUAUCCGUGUGCGGUGCUCUAUGGAGGAUUUGCCUUGAUUACCAUUUACUAGGCACGGGCGAGCGGUCGGGCCUUCAGCUAUACCACCUCGUCAUAUGCUCUCGCACUCGCUCAUCUCUCUCUCUCUCUCUCUCUCUGUCUGUCUCUCUCAGCAGCAGUAGCCUCGUUUUAAUUGUCCUGCAAACACAUACUCGUACAUAUGAAGAAAAUAGAAAGAGAGCAAGAGAGAGAGAGUGACUGGCACACACACAUGGAAGGCUAUAUAUGUAUGUAUAUGUUUUGUAAGAAAAUAAGAGCUGAUUGCGAAUUUGUUGUUCCAUCUCUUCCCCUACUCAACCAUA
Messenger RNA from Drosophila guanche, 1158 nucleotides. It is a transcript of the gene Yip1d1, whose product is annotated as protein YIPF5 homolog. Lineage: Eukaryota; Metazoa; Arthropoda; Insecta; Diptera; Drosophilidae. Gene Ontology annotation, biological process: vesicle fusion with Golgi apparatus; endoplasmic reticulum to Golgi vesicle-mediated transport. Gene Ontology annotation, cellular component: membrane; trans-Golgi network. The transcript has 6 exons. Bases 84 to 869 code for a protein of 261 amino acids. The record is from RefSeq and is a predicted model, not a curated record.